Messenger RNA from Tachysurus vachellii, 5519 nucleotides. RefSeq names its product ATP-binding cassette, sub-family C (CFTR/MRP), member 12 (gene abcc12). The transcript is spliced from 31 exons. The coding region runs from base 259 to 4422 and encodes 1387 amino acids. Gene Ontology annotation, cellular component: membrane. NCBI's taxonomy places the organism in Eukaryota, Metazoa, Chordata, Actinopteri, Siluriformes, Bagridae. Gene Ontology annotation, molecular function: ABC-type transporter activity; ATP hydrolysis activity; ATP binding. The record is from RefSeq and is a predicted model, not a curated record. Gene Ontology annotation, biological process: transmembrane transport.
CAGAGGAACAGUUCUGUGACUCAGCAUGUCUUCGAUUCGCUUUAAAUGACAGGAAGAGACAGAGACAGCCUCUGGCCGAGACUUCUGCUCUAGUUAACCUUUUCGACUCGUAAGGUUUCUGACGUAACUCCAAACAGAGCCCGAGCCACGAAUACCACUGGAAGAGGAUAAAAGCAUUCAGCAGAAUCGGACGGCAGUAAAGAUCACAGAUCACUUCUCCUCUCUGCCCGAGACAAACACAGAACCAACCGAACGAAAAUGACGGGCAUUUCACAUCAACCGCAAGACAAGGAGUCUGUCGAAGGACUGUCUUUUAGAACGAGGAGCGAAGGUUCUGCUUUGAUGCCCGAGUUGUCUGCAAACUCCUUUCCUGAAGGCUCUUUCAUUCCAGACUACAGAGAACCAGAGCUUCCGCUCAGCCAUGGGAAGAAGUACCACGCCAGCAUGAAGAACCUGAUUCCUGUUCGCUUCAGCUCGGGAUCAAACCCCAUGGACGAUGCCGGAUUCUUCUCCUUCAGCUCGUUCACAUGGAUGACACCCAUGAUGUGGAAGUUGUACAGGAAUCAUCUGGAUAAAGACUCUCUCAGUCUUUCUCCUCACGACGGAGCGCACGCGAACGGAGAGCGGUUCAUAAGGAUGUGGGAGGAGGAGGUGGCCCGUGUGGGCAUCGAGAAAGCUUCCCUUGGCGCAGUAGUGAUGCGUUUUCAGAGGACUCGUUUUAUAGUUUCAUCCAUCGUCUCAAUUCUGUUCACAUUGUGUGUGUUUGUAGGACCGUCUAUUCUGGUAAACAUGAUCCUGACGUAUGUGGAGAAGACCGAGGGAACCACGCUGGUUCAUGGCGUCGGCCUGUGCGUAGCUCUGUUCGUCUCGGAGUUCAGUAAAGCGUUCUUUGCUUCACUCCUCUGGGCCAUAAAUCUGCGCACCGGCAUCCGAAUGAAAGGAGCCUUCAGCAUGCUCGCCUUCAACAAAAUCAUCAGACUCCGAACGCUCAGUGACGUCACUGUAGGAGAGAUGAUCAACGUAUUAACGAGUGACGGCUAUCGUAUGUUCGAGGCGAUGCUUUUCGGCACGUUUCUCCUGUGUAUCCCCAUACUGCUGAUUGUGUGUAUUAUUUAUUCUUGCUACAUCUUGGGAUACACCGCACUCAUUGGAAUCGUCACGUACCUCAUCUUUAUACCCGUCCAGUUCUUAACCGGUCUGUUGAUCAGAGUGUUUCGGAAAAAGACCGUCUCCGUGACGGACAAACGCGUCCGCACCAUGAACGAAGUCCUGACCUGCAUCAAACUCAUUAAAAUGUACGCAUGGGAGGAGUCUUUCGAAAAGAAAAUCAUAGAUAUCAGGAAACAUGAGAAACUGCUUUUGGAGAAAGCAGGAUAUAUCCAAAGUGUGAAUUCUUCCAUGACAGCUGUGGUUCCUUCGCUGGCUACGAUUCUGACCUUCAUCGCUCACACAACACUCCAAUUCCCUUUGCAGCCGUCUACUGCCUACACCAUCAUCGCUGUGUUUAACUCCAUGAGGAUGACGAUGGGACUGCUACCGUUUUCUGUUAAAGCGGUGGCCGAAGCGAAAGUGGCUCUGACACGAUUGAAGAGGAUCCUGAUGAUAAAGAACCCCAACCCCUAUCUGAUCCAGAACAAAGACCAGAGUGACGCUUUAAUGAUGAACAACGCUUCGCUCUCCUGGAAACUCUCCGUUCCAAACGUCCCCGAAAGCCCAGCGACCGUGUCCAACGGGGUGAAGAACGGUAAAGUGGAGCCUGCGGAGGUCAAUCAGAACGGCACACACACACAAGACACAAAACCAACACUAAGGAACAUCACGUUUACUCUUCCCAAGGGUAAUUUACUUGGAGUUUGUGGUAAUGUUGGAAGCGGUAAAACCUCGCUGAUAUCAAGCAUACUCGAGCUGAUGCAUCUUCAGAGCGGAUCUGUCUCGAUAAACGGAACGUUAGCCUACGUUUCACAACAAGCCUGGAUCUUUCAUGGAUCUGUACGAGAUAAUAUUUUAAUGGGAGAACCUUUUGACCAAGAGAGGUAUAACCGUGUUGUCCACGCCUGCAGUCUGAAGCCAGAUCUUGCUCUUCUCCCGUAUGGUGACCAGACAGAAAUUGGAGAGCGUGGUCUGAACUUAUCAGGCGGUCAGAAGCAGAGAGUCAGCCUAGCGAGAGCCGUCUACUCCAACCGAGACAUCUUCCUAUUGGACGACCCUUUGUCGGCGGUCGACGCCCAUGUGGGCAAACACAUUUUUGAAGAGUGCAUCAAGAAAGAGCUAAAGGGCAAGAGCGUGAUCUUGGUCACACAUCAGCUUCAGUAUUUGGAAUUCUGUGACGAGGUCUUGCUCUUGGACAACGGCAAGAUUAAGGAAUGCGGACCACACAGUGCACUGAUGAAAGCAAAUGGUCACUACACACAUCUCAUCAACAACUACCAACCGGAACAUAGCGACGAGAAAAAGGAGGAAGCCCCGACGAGCCCCUCUGUUUCCACGGAGCACACCAAAAAGGCCAGAGCAGGGUCCAAAAGUGAUGGAAUCGUAAAUGCAGCCUUUGACAUGUCUGAUGAGAGACUAAAACCAGCACCUGAUGCUCAGGAUACAAACGAGGGUAAAGACCAGCUCGUCACCAAGGAGGUCUCUCAGGAAGGAUCAGUUACUUUCAGAACUUACCAUGAAUACUGUCGUGCUGCUGGAGGUUACAUUCUGUUAUUUUUUGUCAUGCUAUCCUUCAUCCUGCUGGUGGGAAUGACUGCCUUCUCCAACUGGUGGCUUAGUUACUGGCUAAGUCAAGGCUCUGGGAAUGCAACAAAUCUCAACUCGACCAUCAAUGACAUCUCCAAAAAUCCAGAUCUGGGCUUCUAUCAGUUGGUAUAUGGCUUGAGUGUGGUGGUUAUGGUGGUCCUGAGCGCCGUGAAGGGUUUUACUUUCACUAAAGUGACGCUGCACGCUUCCUCUAAACUCCACGACACCAUGUUCAGAAGGAUCCUGUCCAGUCCUAUGAGCUUCUUCGACACGACUCCUACCGGCCGUAUGGUGAAUCGCUUCAGCAAAGAUCAAGACGAGAUCGACACGGCACUGCCGUUCAACAUGGAGAACUUCUUGCAGUUCUGCCUCAUCGUCACCACCACUCUCUUGACCAUCUGCAUUGUUUUUCCCUUCCUCCUCAUUGUCGUGGCUGCAUUGGGCGCCAUCUUUGCUGUCAUCCUCUACAUCUUCCAGAGGAGCAUUCGAGAGAUGAAGCGGAUGGAGAACGUGAGCCGCUCACCCUGCAUCUCUCUCACUACCUCCGUCAUCCAGGGCCUCAGCACCAUCCACGCUUACGAAAAAGGAGGACAGUACACGCAAAAGUUUAAAGUGCUGAACGAUCAUAACUCCAAUCACUUCCUGUUGUUUAACUGUGGCACACGUUGGCUGUCCUUCUGGCUCGACUUCCUGUCUGCAUCAGUUACUCUGAUUGUGGGACUGUUUGUAGUGCUCAGCCCCAACGACGUCAUCAAUACUUCGCUCAAGGGUCUGGCCCUAUCAUAUACCAUACAGUUGACAGGCAUCCUACAGUUUGUUGUGAGGCUCUCUACGGAAGUGGAGGCGAAGUUUACCUCAGUGGAGAGACUUCUGGAGUACAUCACGGGCUGUGUGUCUGAAGCGCCUCGCAAAGUGAAAGGCGUGGACAUCCCUUUAGGCUGGCCACAGAACGGCUCUAUCACCUUCAAGAACUACAGCAUGAGGUACAGAGAGAACACGCCGAUCGUCCUCGAUCAACUCCAGCUCACAAUCAAACCACGAGAGAAACUCGGCAUCGUGGGGCGUACCGGAUCAGGUAAAUCGUCACUUGGUGUGGCUCUGUUUCGAUUGGUGGAGCCUGCAGGGGGCACUAUUGUGAUCGACAGCGUGGACGUCUGCACUUUAGGUCUCCAGGACCUUCGCAGUCAGCUGUCCAUCAUCCCACAGGACCCGGUCCUCUUUAUCGGAACCGUCAGGUAUAACCUCGACCCGUUUAAUAAGUACACCGAUGAGGAGAUCUGGAUGGCUCUGGAGAAAACCUACAUGAAAAAUGCAAUCUCCAGUUUGCCACAGAAGCUGGACUCGGCGGUCGUGGAGAACGGCGAGAAUUUUUCCGUCGGCGAGAGACAGCUCAUGUGCAUGGCCAGAGCACUGCUUCGCAAUUCCAAAAUCAUUUUGCUGGACGAGGCGACGGCAUCUAUAGACUCAGAGACAGACAGUCUGAUCCAGCACACCAUCAGAGACGUAUUCCGGCACUGCACCAUGCUCACUAUAGCACACCGCAUCAACACCGUGCUCGAGUGUGACCGCAUCCUUGUCAUGGACAAGGGCAAGGUCGUUGAAUUUGAUCGGCCGCAGGAUCUCAUGCAAAAACCAGACUCUGCCUUUGCGUCACUUUUAGCAGCGGCCCACAGCGUCAAGUCCUGAAACACACACACACACACACACAUACACACACACACAGAUCCGCACAGAUUUCCUGCGGUCUGCUCAUCAUUAACUCGGUCAGAAGUCAGAUUUACACACACUGUUUAUACAUAAACACUCAGCAGAUGAGAAUGAGACAAUAACAGUUUCUGAUUAUGAGAAACAGUUCAACAUGUUUAAAGCCAUGCAGAAAGGAAGGUAGGAGAACAUCAUCCAGGUUUCAGGACCGUUUGGUGCCUUGAGGAAGACCGUAUACGAGAGUAUCCUUCGUCGUGGAAUCACUAUGAAAACUCAGACAUUCUGCUUUUUUAGUCUUUAUAUAUGAGGAUAUAUAUAAUAUAUAUAUAUAUCUAUAUAUAAGACUAUAUUAUUUUAUAUAUAUCCUAUACUAUACUAUAAGACUAUAAGACUAUAUUACUUUAUAUAUAUCCUCCAUCACACAUAUAUGUCUUACUUGAGUAUUGAGUCCCUCAAUCAAACCACAGCUAGUCUUCGGUCACAUGAUCAUUCAUCGUACCCAAAAGCACGUUAUUUGAUUUGCACCUUAUUUUUAUUUGACAUCAUUUCAUUUAUCUAUAAAAUGAAACGCUUUCCUCUAAAAAAGGACCCAAAGCUGUUUCUGAAUCAGAACUACUUCUGAUACGAGCUUUGGCUCAUCCUUCAGUUCUCAUAGGACUUAAACCGAUAUACAUUAAAAAUAUGUAUAGAUUUUUUUUUAUAGUUAUAGUUAUAUUUCUGUACAUGUAUGUUGAUCUGAACUAAUGGUAAAAAAUGUUUCUAAUUGUCAAAUGUUUUUGUAUAUUUUUGUACAGUCUCAUAAACUUUCAAUAAAAUACGUAAAAAAAAAAAAAAACAACAACAAAAAAAACGUUCUCAUCUUUAGACUGCACUCGUUUCUCGACGUGAACGCUAGGUAGCGUAGCACCCUCGCGAUAUCCAAACAGGUUGAACCCAGGUUGCAUCAGCGAAAGCGCUCCCUGAUGAAACGAGGUGAAAUAUUUCACUAGGCCCGAAGAGUCCAGACUACUCUGGGAGCAAGAGGUUUACUUUAACUUCGUAAACAUGACAUGACGAUGACAGACGCUGAUCGAUGCAAU